Otolemur garnettii (small-eared galago) is the source of this 1524-nucleotide messenger RNA. RefSeq names its product serine/threonine kinase 33 (gene STK33). The transcript is spliced from 12 exons. Gene Ontology annotation, molecular function: ATP binding; protein serine/threonine kinase activity. Bases 1 to 1524 code for a protein of 507 amino acids. NCBI's taxonomy places the organism in Eukaryota, Metazoa, Chordata, Mammalia, Primates, Galagidae. The record is from RefSeq and is a predicted model, not a curated record. Gene Ontology annotation, biological process: protein phosphorylation; mitotic DNA damage checkpoint signaling. Gene Ontology annotation, cellular component: cytoplasm; nucleus.
AUGGCUGGUAGGGGCAUCAGUAAAAAAUGCACAAAAUGUUCCUGCCAUUCAUCUACUUCUAAAAAAGAACUUUGUGAUUGUUCCUGUAAAGCAAAGGGCUCUCCAGUUUUGGUGGUGGAAAUGUCACAGACAUCAAGCAUUGCUAGUGCAGAAUUUAUAGUUUCACCGGAGAGACCAAAAGAAAAAAGUAGCAGCAGAGAUCUUACCUCUGGAAAAGAUGUGCCCUCAAGAACCUUAAAUGUAGAGAGAAAAGCAUCUCAACAAUGGGGUCGGGCCAACUUUACAGAAGGAAAAGUUCCUCACAUAAGAAUGGAAAAUGGAGCUGCUAUUGAGGAAUUUUAUACCUUUGGAAGAAUAUUGGGACAAGGGAGCUUUGGACUAGUAAUUGAAGUUACAGACAGGGAAACCCAAACUAAGUGGGCAAUUAAAAAAGUGAACAAAGAAAAGGCUGGAAGCUCUGCUGUUAAGUUACUUGAACGGGAGGUGAGCAUCCUAAAAAGUGUAAAACAUGAACACAUUAUACAUCUGGAACAAGUAUUUGAGACACCAAAGAAAAUGUACCUUGUGAUGGAGCUUUGUGAGGAUGGAGAACUCAAAGAAAUUCUGCAUAAGAAAGGGCAUUUCUCAGAGAAUGAGACAAGGUGGAUCAUUAAAAGUCUUGCAUCAGCUAUAGCAUAUCUUCACAGUAAUGAUAUUGUACACAGAGAUCUAAAACUGGAAAACAUAUUGGUUAAAAGCAGCUUUAUUGAUGCUAACAAUGAAUUAAACUUAAACAUAAAGGUGACCGAUUUUGGCUUAGCAGUGAAAAAGCACGGUAGAAGUGAAGCCAUGAUGCAGAGCACAUGUGGGACUCCUAUCUACAUGGCCCCUGAAGUUAUCAAUGCCCAUGACUAUAGCCAGCAGUGUGACAUUUGGAGCAUAGGUGUCAUAAUGUACAGUUUAUUAUGUGGAGAACCACCCUUUUUGGCAAGCUCAGAAGAGAAGCUUUUUGAGUUAAUAAGGAAAGGAGAACUGCACUUUGAAAAUCCAGUCUGGGAUUCCAUAAGUGAUUGUGCUAAAAGUGUUUUGAAACAACUUAUGAAAGUAGAUCCUGCUCAUAGAUUAACAGCUAAGGAGCUACUAGAUAACCAGUGGUUAACAGGCAAUACACUUUCUACAGUAAGACCAACCAAUGUAUUAGAAAUGAUGAAAGAAUGGAAAAAUAACCCAGAAAGUGAUGAGGAAAAUACAACCAAUGAGAAAAAUGGUCAGUCCAUUCAAGGAAGGUUGACAAGUUACCAACUCAAUAUCAAUAACACUUUCAAUCAAGAAGAGGGAAAACAGUCCACUUCUGAAAAUUUUUCUGCAACCAGUAAGAAGGCAUUAGUGGACAACGUUGACAUGUGCUGUUCAAGUAGGCAAUCUAACAAAGGCCUUCCUGUUGAACUCAAGGGAGAAACAGAGAAAAACCCUGGGACUUCAGGCCAAGGAACAGCCAAAUCCACUAAGUCCACAGCCUUCUCUAGAAUCAAAAAGCAACCCUAA